AUAAAGAGAGUGUAUCUCUGAGUGGGUAGAUAGGCAUCUAUCCACUCAGCGAUUUGUCUUGUCUUUGACAUCAGUUUUUUGACUCUUGACUCAGUCAUCAGGAAGGAUGAAGUUCAUCGCCCUGUUUCUUGUGUUGUCACUGGUCGUCCUCAUGGCUGAACCUGGGGAAGGUUUUUUUCACCACAUUCUCUCGGGAAUUUUUCACGUUGGCAAAAUGAUCCACGGCGCGAUCCAAAGGAGGAGACAUGGCAUGACAGAGCUAGAGCAGGAGCAGUUUGACCGAGAUCGGGCUGAUUUUGCCUAGACCUCCUAUGACCUAUAGUGGUUCACCUGAAGGAGUCACUGUGAAGCAAUUCACACACAAUUGUCUAAUGGUGCUAUUCUUGGGUUCUUUGGAAAAAUAUAAUUCAUCAAUUCAAAUAAAAUUGCAUUUUAAAGAGUUA
Messenger RNA from Seriola aureovittata, 443 nucleotides. Its product is annotated as pteroicidin-alpha-like. The record is from RefSeq and is a predicted model, not a curated record. The transcript is spliced from 4 exons. Bases 107 to 304 code for a protein of 65 amino acids. Lineage: Eukaryota; Metazoa; Chordata; Actinopteri; Carangiformes; Carangidae. Gene Ontology annotation, biological process: defense response to bacterium.